Molecule: messenger RNA, 1095 nt
Organism: Torulaspora globosa
Lineage: Eukaryota; Fungi; Ascomycota; Saccharomycetes; Saccharomycetales; Saccharomycetaceae
Exons: 1
Coding region: 1-1095 (364 amino acids)
Molecular function (GO): oxidoreductase activity, acting on the CH-CH group of donors, NAD or NADP as acceptor
Source: RefSeq, a predicted model, not a curated record
AUGGUCAGUGCUAAGCAAUGGGUUAUAAAGAGUGCUCCUCAAGCUGGAGAGCCAUUUAACUUCAAUUUCGAUGAUCCUGAAUCAACUUUCAAGUUGAACAAGGUGGAAAUAUCCGCCGAUACGCUCAGAGAUGGUGAGAUCCUUGUUGAGACUCUGUAUCUCUCUAACGAUCCUGCCCAAAAAUUCUGGAUUGCGUCUGUUGAUAAGAACUACUCCAAAGGUGUAGAGCCUGGUGAGAUCAUUCCAGCCAGAGGCUUAGGGAAAGUUCUAGCAUCCAAGAACGAAAACUAUGCCAUCGAUGACUAUGUGAUGGGCCGAGUAGGUUGGACUACGGCUGUUGUCAUUAGUGAUCCAGAUUCUUCAGAGAUAGCUAAAAUAUCGAAGGAUGAUGUGGAAGAGUUAUGGUGGUAUUUAUCUGUCCUGGGCGCGACAGCUUUAACAGCUUAUUUCAUAUUCUUCAAAUACGCUGGUUUGAAAGAGACCGAGGAAUGUUACGGCAAGAACUUUUUGAUUUCAGGUGCCGCAGGUGCUGUUGGCUCACUUUGCACCCAAAUUGCAGUCAAUGUCUUCAAGGCUUCCAAGGUCAUAGUUAUUGCGGGAGGUCCUGAAAAGGUGCGCUAUCUGGAAAGCUUAGGCCGAAAUGUUGUAGGCGUCGAUUACAAAAGUGACACCUUCAAACAUGAUCUAGAGACAGCCGCCGGCGGUCCCGACACUGUCGACUUCUUUAUUGAUAAUGUUGGCGGCGAUAUACUAGAUCUGGGCGUUAACCUGAUGAAGGUUCAUGGGACAGUGGUUGCCUGUGGUUCCAUUAGCGGGUAUAACGAUCCUGAAAAAUUGGCCUUUAAGAACUACGUCACUGUUAUUACCAAAAGGUUGACUCUAAGAGGCUUGUUAGUCACUGAUUGCCGCGACGAGUUCCCCGAGGCACUCGCUAAAUUGAAGCAGUGGAUCAAGAAUAAGUACAUCGAUGCGGCGAACUCAGCCACAAUUGUUGAUGCGUCGGACGAUAAGUUUGACCUUGUUCCUGUUAUUUGGAGUGGUUUAUUUAAAAGCAUUAAUAAGGGAAAACUGAUCUCCAUGGUCAAAAAAGAAUAG